Dissoconium aciculare CBS 342.82 is the source of this 1341-nucleotide messenger RNA. RefSeq lists its product as uncharacterized. The transcript is spliced from 2 exons. The record is from RefSeq and is a predicted model, not a curated record. NCBI's taxonomy places the organism in Eukaryota, Fungi, Ascomycota, Dothideomycetes, Mycosphaerellales, Dissoconiaceae. Bases 187 to 870 code for a protein of 227 amino acids.
AUAUGCUCCUCAUUCCUCUCUUGUCUUCUAUGUAACUUAACACACGGGCUUGUUUUCUUACAUAUCGACCUCUCCCUGUGAAUCAAUAUCUCAAUCUCGGACAAGAAUCCCGAACACGACCUGAGACUCUCAAUCACGUGGCAUGCUACCACCCGAACACCCUUGGGGCAAACAUUCGUUCGUCCCAUGAGCUUCGACCCAGACGGAGAAUCCGCUACGAUCAUCGUGACGGCCAGUCAUGACACUCCACCACGCUGCCGCCUGCUCGAAUUACCCGCCGAACUUCGCGAACAGAUUUGGAACCUAGCCGUCUCUGACUGGAUCCCCAUCAAACCCGGUGACGAUGAAGAAGAAGAAGAAGGUGAAGAUGAAGAAGACGAGAGUAACAACUACCCCAGCGAAGAACAAGAAGGAACACAUCAAGACCUCCCUGCGACGUCCUCCGAGAGCGUGUUGACUCUUCUCCGCCGCGCUCCCAUCCGCAUCGACCGCUUCAACCACAUCCCUCCCGCGGCCAUAACCCGAACGUGUUCCCAGAUCCGCUUCGAGACACUGCAGCGCUACUACAACCUCAACCGCUUCGAAUGCUGGCGGCCACGUUUCCGGCGCAAAGGCUGGAUUUACAGCAGCAGUCUGAUCGGCUGGUUGCAACUCCUAGGUCCCGAACAGCGCGGCUGGCUGCGCUCCGUGACCUUGUUACACAAGCCCAAUGAUGACCUCUCUCAUGAUCCCGAGCAGAUUCUCGUGGACGAGGGAUUGCCAUUGCCGCCUGGGGUCCUGAGGCAGAGGCUCUUGCUCUCGGAGUAUGAGCAGUGUUUUGAGCAGUUGGGUCUGCCAAGACAUUUUGGGAAGAAGCGGCCGAAGAGGUAAUGGGGUGGAGUUUCCGGUUCUUGUUCGAGUCUGGGUUUCUUUCCCAAGUGUUUUUCUUCCUACUGUUCAUCCUGGAUAUGUGCUACGAGCGAGAUCAUUUUGGCGAUUAUCUGCAAAAGCGACACAUUCCGUGGCGUUUGUUGGUUGCAUCAUUAUCCUGUAUCGUGCAAAGUUUUAUCAACCUGCCCUGCCCGACCCCCAACACCUCCGCCAGACCAUAUGUACAUGACGCACAUUUGUACAGUAGGACGAAAUGACAAUUUGAUUCAUGAUUCUCUGCCUUUUUGGUGGUUCAUAAGCUGACGGGACUUGUUUACAUCAAACGAAAACAGCAAACCAUUUUCACACCCUUAACCUAGGUGAAAAUUUCACCUCGGCCGGGGAAGUGACGCUUUAGUAUGAGAACAAAAUUUACAUGAGAGACAACCCAUCGCGUUCACAGUCAGCCUUCACUGUCGCGAAAACGACACU